UCUUUGAUGAAUUAAUAAAUUAGCUAAACUUAAUAGGUAAGGUAAGAUUGCAUUCGAACACCUUGACUUUUGUUCAAGGUAGUCAUGGGGAUGUCUUAACAGCUUCAUUAUAGCAAAUAUGAACCAACUUCCCAACCAACCCUCAAAGAAAAGCAGUACCAAAAAUUUCAACAUGAUGUCAAACUAUGACCCCCAUGACAUUAACGCUGAGUACGAAGCCGUGGGUGCUGACUUGCGUGAAAUGGUCACUAGUGCCUUCACCAUGGCGAAGAACCCCUUUGACCCUGAAUAUCUUGACAAACUUGAUAAGAUGUAUAUAGAAAAUGAGAACUUGAUGCUCUUCCCGAACUAAAUUCACUAAUUUAGGAUCUUCAUCAAUU
Messenger RNA from Moneuplotes crassus, 380 nucleotides. The record is from the annotation of a GenBank genome assembly. NCBI's taxonomy places the organism in Eukaryota, Ciliophora, Spirotrichea, Euplotida, Euplotidae.